AUGGCAGGAAGGAGUUGCUAGCUAGCCGAAACUCUUCAAACGACAUGUUAUUAAAAUAGUCAGCACAAAGUUAAGGACCGUGUUUUGAGUUUUAGUUUCUGAACCCCUCACUGUCAAAAGAUGUUUUCAUCGGUCUGGAAUUUUAUUAAACGCCACAAAAGGAAAUUUAUUUUCACCGGAGCUGUAGUUGGAGGGGUGUACUUCCUGGGUAAAUAUGCCCAGAAGAAGAUCAGGGAGAUCCAGGAGAAGGAGGCGACAGAGUACAUCGCUCAGGCCAGACGACAGUUCCACUUUGAAGUCAACCAGAGGACCUGCAACAUGACUGUGCUGUCCAUGCUCCCUCCACUGAAAGAAGCCAUUAUCAAUCAACUGAAUUCAGAAAGCCUAACUACACUACUCAAGACCAAACCGGCCAAUAAGCUGGAAAUCUGGGAAGAUUUAAAGAUCAUCAGUUUCACUCGCACCAUCGUGGGCGUGUACAGCACCUGCAUGCUGGUGGUUCUACUGAGAGUCCAGUUGAACAUCAUCGGAGGAUACCUGUACCUGGACAACUCUGCAGGCAAGAACACAAAGACUCCUCUGGCUCCUCCAGACGUCCAGCAGCAGUACCUGUCCAGUAUCCAGUAUCUACUGGGAGAUGGUUUGACAGAGUUGAUGACAGUAGUUAAGAAAGCAGUGCAGAGUUCACUGGGAGGCAUGUCUCUGAAGCAGAGCCUGUCCCUGCUGGAGCUGGAGCAGCAGUUGAGCUGGAUCAGAGCGGAGGUGGAGGCCGGCUCGGAGCGGCCGCUGUCCCGGUACAUGCUGGCCGACGACGAGAACGCGCUCGCCGACCAGGCAUGUGGGCUGACGGAAAGCGAUGCCGUGACCAUCAAACUGCUAAACGAGACCAGAGACAUGUUGGACAGUCCAGACUUCAGCACUGUCCUGAACGCCUGUUUGAACCGAGGCUUCUCUCGGCUUCUCGACAACCUGGCCGAGUUCUUCCGCCCACCUCCGGGUGACUCCGCCCCCAGCUCUGCACCUGAUAGUCUGUCUGCAGUCAGUCUGCCGCUGGCGAAGAUCAUCCCCAUCGUCAACGGUCAGAUCAACACCAUCUGCAGUGAGACUCCCAGCCACUUCGUUCAGGACUUGCUGAUGAACGACCAGGUCAAGGAGUUCUCGGCCAACGUCUACGAGACCUUCAGCAUGCCCCUGGAGCUGCAGAAGUAACCAACCAGGAGCGAGGAGGAGGAGGAGACUUCCAGAGGAAGACAAGAGGGAUGAAAACUGAUGAUACAAGCUGUGGACUGUUAAUCCCUCCUUCCUUUUUCUACUUCUAUCCUCCAAAUCCUGCAGACUUUUCACUCUGUGACGGUGGACGGUAAAAAUGUCCGCGAUGAAGCGGCAGUGGGGGCGUCGGUGUCACCUCAGUGAACAGCCGUUAUGGAUUAUUGAACUGGUGGAGGACGAAGAGACUUGCACUGGGUUUUUGGUCACAGCGGAGUCUGUGAUUAACCCUGGGACCACUGCAUCUUGGGAAAUGGAGUCUUAUUUAACCCAGUAAUGUGGUCUUAAUUAUACCGAGAGGUGGAAGACACACGCUGAGGAGAAAAGCGCGGUGAAGGAUCGGUCACGACCGAGCUGACGAUCCUGAAACAUCAGUUCGUGAUGUUGAUAUUGCCGAUUUCCUCCUCUUCCAUCAGCAGCGGUGAGUGUUUCAUGUCGAGCAGGGUUUACAAUGUGUACGGUUUUCUUUUUCCCUCCUCUUCAUCACAGCGUAAUCCAUAUAGUAAAGGGAUGUGUGUCGUUGCACCGAUGAGGGCUGAUGUGUUUAUGGAGGUGAUUUUUUUUUGUGCUAAUAUUCAGUAUUUUUAAAUUAGAUCAUUUUGCAUUUUCUAGUCAAAUCUGCAGCAGCUUUGUGGGUAAUUUGGGGAUAUUACAACUUCUAAAAUCCUGAUUAUGAGAGAGUGAGAAGAUAAAGAAGAUGAUCAAAGUGUUACAAUAGCACAGCCAGUGUCACUGAUUCAUUCCAAGUUAAACAUGUAGUCAAACAUGGAUCAGAGAUAGACGACUUUCAGUGGUCUCACUUUAAUAAAACACCAUUAUUAACAAACUCACACCAGUCCAGCUGCAGUUAUAUGUAGUAUUUGUACCAGUAAAUAAAACUGUGGUUUCUUUUUCCAUCUGAAAGACAGCAGUUCACUUCAGUCAUAAAAUAAAAUCAUCCGUAAGUCUGAAAACAGGACAGACAGACAUGAAUAUGUUCUGAGUUUUGCUGUCUGCAGUAUAAAUCUGUGUUUUUUGGCGUUUAAACGUGUCCAAGAACCUGCUUUUUCCCCCCAGUGUAGUUCCUUUUCUGUCCAGAAGGCGUCACUCUUCUUCAGCUGGUGUGAGAAUCCCUUUGCUCUGACAUCCUUUGGCUGAUUACAUUAAACACAGUCUUCUAUUUGUGAUUUGGUCCUGGUUGGUACUGUUAUUACACAACUAAAAUGAAUAAUAACAUCCCAAGUUUUAUUUUAAUGGCUACGAUCACCUUGAAAGAACAAGCGCUGUUACUUUUCUCACACCUGGCAGGUCAUAUUGUUUUGGAAGGAAAUCACUCUGUACAACAGUGUUUUCUCCCCAUUUCUUUCUGUUGUAGCUUGUUUUUUCUCUAAGUUUGUAUGUAUGUGACUUAUUGAAAAGUUUACCAUCUUCUGUGUGGAAAUAAGAUUUUUAUCCAAGAAGCCGAGAAAUCCGGGACAGCUCCAUCCCACUCUGACCAGGUCUGAUUAGCUAUGUAAGCCAGGUGUGUUAAGCCAAUUGAGAGCUGGCAACAAACCUGAUCCAACUAAUCGUGCAGUGGCAGAGCAGGGAGCUAGAGAACAUGCAGCACUUGGGGUCCUCAGGUGCAGCACUGGUUUCAGUGACAGGUCUAAGUGAGUGAGAUGAGGUGAAGGUGGUUUUUACUGUAUCACAGCUCCCAGCAGACUGAUUUGUCAGUGAUGGGUUUCACUUAGGAAAUCUGUACCUUCAUUUACUCCAAAUCAUGUCAAUCAUUUACUGGAUUACAGGUACUUGAUAUCAUCCAGGUAACUGUAACCACAGUAAGAAUACUGCUCACAGCAUUACUUUAUUACUCUCACAGAUCAAACACUGCAUGAACUUUGAUUUAUUCCAACCUCAGGGCCACACAGUUUUCGCUUGAAAGGAAAAAACUCCCAGCUCCUGAAAUCCUCUGAUUGGUCAUGAAAGUCCAACGAUAAAUGAAUGAAAGAAGCAAAGGUGAAAAAAUGCUUCGGUGGAUGUUGGGAUUUCCAGAAACUGACUUGUGGGGAGAGAAAGUGAGUCUGUCUGUCUUUGUCUGUGGGGGAUGCACCUUAGCCCGUCUCAGGAGAGGAGAAAACAUCAGGUGACAGUUCACUUCCUGAUCCCUGGAUUACAUAAUAGAGUCAGUCAGGUGGGAAUGUAAAUCUCUAUGUAAUCAACCAUGUUAUGCCCUUUGAAGCAUAAUAUCUGAACGACAGCUGAAAUGUAUGUUUGUAGUAAUUUACCGAAAGAUAAUAAACAUAAAAUGUG
This is a messenger RNA of Chelmon rostratus (copperband butterflyfish), 3537 nucleotides long. It is a transcript of the gene pex3, whose product is annotated as peroxisomal biogenesis factor 3. The record is from RefSeq and is a predicted model, not a curated record. Gene Ontology annotation, cellular component: peroxisomal membrane. Gene Ontology annotation, biological process: protein import into peroxisome membrane. Lineage: Eukaryota; Metazoa; Chordata; Actinopteri; Chaetodontiformes; Chaetodontidae. Bases 121 to 1209 code for a protein of 362 amino acids. Gene Ontology annotation, molecular function: protein-macromolecule adaptor activity. The transcript has 12 exons.